Molecule: messenger RNA, 4335 nt
Organism: Bathycoccus prasinos
Lineage: Eukaryota; Viridiplantae; Chlorophyta; Mamiellophyceae; Mamiellales; Bathycoccaceae
Product: DNA topoisomerase II
Exons: 2
Coding region: 1-4335 (1444 amino acids)
Biological process (GO): DNA topological change; sister chromatid segregation; resolution of meiotic recombination intermediates
Cellular component (GO): nucleus
Molecular function (GO): DNA topoisomerase type II (double strand cut, ATP-hydrolyzing) activity; ATP binding; DNA binding
Source: RefSeq, a predicted model, not a curated record
AUGGCGGAUACUUCGAUGGACUACUCGGAGUAUUCCGAGAACGAAAACAGCCCAAUGCCAGUGGCAAAGGGGAAGAAAGCUGCUGUGGCGAAGAAAGCGCCGUUGGCGGACGGCAACGUUACCGCCGGUGGUGGUGGUAAGACGACUAAAAAAGUUGCCAUCGAGGACAUUUACCAAAAGAAAACACAAUUGGAACACAUCUUGUUGAGACCGGACACGUACGUCGGGUCGUGCGAAAAAGCGGAAGAGACGGCGUGGGUGUACGACGCCGCUGAGAACAAGUUGGUGCAGAAAACCGUCGCGUUUACGCCGGGUUUGUAUAAAAUCUUCGACGAGAUUUUGGUCAACGCGACAGAUAAUAAAGUCAGAGAUCCGACGAUGAAAGAGUUGCGAGUGGAUAUCGACAAGGAGAAAGGGACGAUUUCGGUCAUGAAUGGCGGGAAAGGGAUCCCGGUGGAGAUGCACAAAGAGGAAGGCGUGUACGUCCCGGAGCUUAUUUUUGGACAUCUUUUGACGUCGUCCAACUAUAACGACAACGAAAAGAAAGUCACCGGCGGUCGUAACGGUUACGGCGCAAAGUUGGCGAACAUUUUCUCGCACGAGUUCAUCGUGGAAACGUGCGAUGGUAGUCGCGAGAGACAAUACAAGCAAGUGUUUAAGAACAACAUGAGCGAGAAAGGGGAACCGAUAAUUACCAAGUGUAAGAAAUCCGACAACUGGACCCGAAUUACGUUUAAACCAGACUUUGAGAAGUUCGGGAUGACUGAAUUGGAAGACGAUUCCAUCGCGUUGAUGUCGAAGAGAGUGUACGAUUCCGCAGGUAUCAUCGGGAAGAACACGAAGAUCUUUUUGAACGGCGAACAGAUCAAAGUCAAGAGCUUCUCGGAAUACGUCGAUAUGUAUUUGCAAGACACGGAGAACGCGCCGAAAGUUUACGAAGCGCAAGGCGAUCGUUGGCAAGUGUGCGUGACGGUGUCGAACACGCAGCAGUUCCAGCAGUGCUCGUUCGUGAAUGGUAUUUGCACCAUGAAGGGUGGGACGCACGUCGCCAACAUCGCCGACGGCAUUGCGGGCGAGUUGUUGAAGAAGAUUCAAAAGAAGGAAAAGUCGUGCAAGAACUUGAAGUCGUUUCAAGUGAAGAACCACUUGUGGGUGUUCGUGAACGCGCAAAUCGAGAAUCCGGCGUUUGAUUCGCAAACGAAAGAGACGCUCAUCACGAAAGCUUCGAACUUUGGCUCCAAGUUCUCCGUUUCCGACAAACUCAUCAAGCAGUUGAUGGCCACGCCGUUGGUUGAGAACAUCAUGUCGUGGGCUCAGUUCAAACAAUCCAAGGACUUGAAGAAGACCGAUGGUGUCAAGCGAUUGCGAUUGACUGGUAUUCCGAAGUUGGACGAUGCGAACAACGCCGGCGGACGCAACUCGAAAGACUGCACGCUGAUUUUAACCGAGGGGGAUUCUGCCAAAGCGUUGGCGGUUUCCGGUUUGUCCAUCGUCGGAAGAGACAACUACGGGGUGUUUCCGUUGAGAGGGAAGUUAUUGAACGUUCGCGACGCUUCGUUUGAUCAAGUAAAGAACAAUGUGGAAAUCACCCACAUCAAACAGAUUUUGGGCUUGCAACACGGCAAAACGUACGACGAAGAUUCCAUCAAGACGUUGCGAUACGGGAAGUUGAUGAUCAUGACGGAUCAAGAUCACGAUGGUUCGCACAUCAAAGGUUUGUUAAUCAACUUUCUGCACGCGCACUUCCCGUCUUUGUUGAAAAUUCCGGGUUUCUUGUUGGAGUUCAUCACGCCCAUCAUCAAGGCGACGAAGGGCCAACAAACGCGCGUAUUUUACACGUUGCCGGAAUACGAAAACUGGAAGCUCGUCAACAACGACGGUAAAGGCUGGGCCAUCAAGUACUACAAAGGUCUCGGUACGUCCACGGCAAAAGAAGCGAAGGAGUAUUUCGCUGCGAUUGAGUUGCACCGCAAGACUUUUUGCUGGGAAUCCGACGGCGACGGAGAUUUGAUCGACAUGUCCUUCUCCAAGAAGAGAGUCGAAGAUCGUAAAAGGUGGUUGUCCGCGUACGAAGAAGGAACGUUCUUGGACCAAAGCGGCGAGACCGUUCGGUACGAUGAGUUUAUCAACAAAGAGUUGAUUCUCUUCUCCUUGGCGGAUUUAAUGCGUUCUAUUCCAUCCGCCAUUGAUGGUUUCAAGCCUUCGCAACGAAAAGUUAUGUUUUCGUGCUUCAAGAGAAAGUUGAAGUCGGACAUCAAAGUCGCGCAAUUGAGCGGUUACGUCUCGGAACACUCCGCCUAUCACCACGGCGAAGCGUCUCUUGCGUCGACAAUCGUUAAUCUCGCUCAAGAUUUCGUUGGGACGAACAACAUCAACUUGUUAGUCCCGAGCGGUCAGUUUGGUACGCGUUUGCAAGGCGGGAAGGACCACGCGUCGCCGCGUUACAUUUUUACGCGUUUGGCGCAGUUGGCCAGAGUUGUAUUCCCGGAAUGCGACGACGCGUUGUUGAACUACAACGACGAAGACGGUCAAAAGAUUGAACCGACGUAUUACAUGCCGGUUAUUCCAACUGUUUUGAUUAACGGCGCCGAAGGUAUCGGAACGGGAUGGUCUACUUCGAUUCCAAACUACAACGCGAGAGACGUCAUCAGCAACGUUCGCGCGAUUUUGAACGAAGAAGAGCCAACGCAAAUGAUGCCGUGGUACAGACACUUCAAGGGUGAAAUCACCGAGGAAAUCUUCAAGGGCGAGCGAAGAUUCAUCGCCACUGGCUCGUAUCACAUCCGAGACGAGUGCACGUUGGAAAUCACCGAGUUACCGUUGCGCACGUGGACGCAAGACUACAAGGAGUUCUUGGAAGAACUCAUUGCGCCAAAGGACAAGAAAGCUCCGUUCAUUACCGAUUACAAGGAGUAUCACACGGAUACAUCGGUGCAUUUUGUCAUCACCAUGCCUCCGGCGAACUUGGCCAAGGCUGAAGAAGAAGGCAUCGUGAAGAAGUUCAAGUUGGCGUCGAAAAUUUCGUGCUCCAACAUGCACGCGUUCAACGAGCACUCGAUCAUCACCAAAUACGAGUCCGCAGAGGAUAUCAUGAAAUCGUUCGUUCCUUUGCGAUUGAAGGCGUACGAAGAGAGACGUCAAAUGCUCAUCAAAGUUGCCGAGUCGGAACUCAAGCGUUUGGCGAACAAGACGCGUUUCAUCUUGGCGGUUGUCGAAGGCUCCUUGGUGGUCAACAGAAAGAAGAAGGCUGAGUUGGUCGAAGAGCUCGAGAUGAUGAUGUACGAUAAGUUACCAAAGACGAAGACGUCUGCGUCUGCGGCGGCGGCUAUCGUUCAAACGGACGAGAACGACAUCGCGGCGGAUGAAUCCGACGACGCCAACGCGUCCUACGAUUACUUGCUUUCCAUGCCUUUGUGGAACUUAACUUUGGAGAAGGUUGAAGAUUUGGUCACGGAAAAGGAAGAGAAAGAAGCCGAAGUCGCGCUUUUGAGAGGAACGACGGAUAAGGACUUGUGGUUUACGGAUUUGGACGCGUUAGAGGAGAAUUUGGAUCAACUCGAAGACGACGACGUCGCGGCUGAGGAAGAGAUGCAAAAGCAAGUGCGCGCGGCGGCAAGAAACAACACCAAGGCUGGACAAAAAGCGCUCGCGAAGAAAAAGAAAGCGAUCAAGAAGAAAGCCAUGGACUUUGACUCGGACGCUUCGGAUUCUGAGAUCGACGAGGAUUUCUCGGACGACGACUUUGAAGUCACCAAGCCGAAGAAACGAGCGCCGGCGAAACCGAAAGCGGCUCCCGUUGCCGCCGCACCGAAAGCAGUUCCAGUUCGCGCUGCCGCCCCUGCGCCGGUGGUUGCUCCUGCUGCGGAUUCCGACGACGACGACGUUCCUCAGUUAUCAUUGGCGGAGCGAUUGUUACAAAAGGCCUCCUCCGGUUCCGUACAAGCCAAGCGUCAAGACUCGUUUAACUUUGACGCCGUUUCAAAGAUGGUCAACGAAGUCGCCAACGAGAAACCAGCGACUGCGUCGGCAGAUAAGCCAGCUGCGACGAAAAAAGCCACUCCGGCAAAGAAAUCAGCCGCUGCUGCGAAGAAACCCGCUCCGGCAAAGAAGAAGAAGAAAGCCGAGGAUUCGGACUCGGACGUUUCGUUUGGUGACGACGACGACGACGACGCGGAGGAUGUCGUCGCGGAAGUCGCUGCGAAACCGGCGGCGCGCGCGGGGAGAAAUGUCCAACGUAAAUCCUACAAAGUCGACGAUUCCAGCGACGACGAAGAGGAGAGCGAUUUUGACGACGACGAGGACGAGGAGGAUGAUUUCGACAGUGACUUUGAGUAA